AUGGAAGGUGGUGAAAUGGUGAAUCAAAGCUCCAACCUAAGCGAAGAAUCAGACGUUAAUCCAGUUCAGGUGAAGAACGAUGGUUCAGUUAAGGCUAUCGUUCAUGAUAUUCCAGAUCCAGGAAGUCCCUACUAUUUGCAUCUAAAUCCAAGAAUUUCUGAUCUACAUGAUGAAAUUAACAAAUUGCAACAAGGUGACAAUUCGGUCAGUGAUUACUACACGAAGUUAAAGAUCUUGUGGGAUGAACUUGAAGCCCUGCAACCUACACCUGCAUGCCUCAAUGAGCAAUUUACUCAUGUGAGGUCCCAAAUCAUGUUGAUGGACCCAUUACCAAAUGUCAAUCGUGUGUUCUCCUUAGUGACUCAACAAGAAAGACAGAUGGUGCAACUGGAAGGUAAUAUGCCUAAACUUGAAACUUCCAAAGUUUUUUACAAUUUUGCUGAUCAAGCCUUUGAGAGAGGGCGUGGAAUUACCCGUGGAAGAGGUCGUGGAUUCUCAACGGGACGAGGAAGAACAGGAGGAUCUAGAUUGUGUACUUAUUGUGGAAAAACAAGUCACACAGUUGAUACUUAUUUUGAAAAACAUGGAUAUCCUCCUGGAUAUAGACAAAGGAAUCCUACACAUAAAGAAAAUGUAGCCACUGUGACAGAUCAAGAUCAAAGAGCAGAGAUACAAUCCUCAAUCAAUCCUACUGAUGAAGGGAAAGACAAAUUCACUAAGUACCAGUAUCAAACUAUACUGGAUAUGAUUCAGCAGCAAAUGCAACGGCAGAACUCAACCACACACAUGAGCAAUGUGGUAAGGACUAAGGCCUACAACAUGAACACUGAAUCUUCUGAAUCUCCAGGUGUUGCGAAUCUAGCAAGUGUUCUAGUCGUACAACAUCGAAUUUGCAUCAUUCAGCAGACACCAUCAAUGAAGAUGAUUGGUUCUGCUGAGUUGGAAAGAGGGUUGUACGUUCUCAAACAAAACUGUAAAUGUGAAGAUAAUUCAAGCAACAAUAGGAAGGAUAACUUGAAGACAGAGAGAGAAACUGGUUUCUCUAAAACUAGUUAUCUGGUAGAAAAUUGUAUUGAUGAUGUAUGGCAUUUGCGUUUAGUACAUUGCUCAAAGGCUAUAAUAAGAGCCAUGAUGCUCCAUUAUCCUUUCAUUAAGUGUAAGAACAUUGAUGGUCCUUGUGACACCUGCCAUUUAGCAAGGCAAAAGAGAUUAAAUUUUCCUAUUAGUCAUACUGUAUCAAGUUCAGCAUUUGAUCUUAUGCAUAUUGAUAUAUGA
This is a messenger RNA of Gastrolobium bilobum, 1275 nucleotides long. RefSeq lists its product as uncharacterized. The transcript is spliced from 5 exons. NCBI's taxonomy places the organism in Eukaryota, Viridiplantae, Streptophyta, Magnoliopsida, Fabales, Fabaceae. The coding region runs from base 1 to 1275 and encodes 424 amino acids. The record is from RefSeq and is a predicted model, not a curated record.